AUGGAGCGGCCGCGGCGUGAGGAGGAGCAAGGGGCGGCGGCGGACGACGGGCGCCCCUCCGACGUGCAGAGGCUGAAAGCUGCUGUUCAUUACACCGUCGCUUGCCUCUGUGAGGAGGUCGCAGAAGACAAAGCAACACAGUUUAGCAAACAAGCCAUCGCAGCUAUUUCUGAGAUCACCUUCAGGCAGUGUGACAUUUUUGCAAAAGACCUUGAAAUGUUUGCCAGGCAUGCAAAAAGAAGCACAAUCAACGCAGAAGACGUGAAGCUUUUGGCCAGGCGGAGCAAUGCAUUGCUGGGGUACAUCACCCAAAAGAGCGAAGAACUUGCGAUGAACAACCAGGAACAAAAAGAGAAAAGGAAAAAGAAGUCUGCUUCUAAGAAAGGGAGACUCUCUGACGAACAGGAGGAACCGGCAGCGGUGGAGAAUGACGAUUUCCCCAUGGCGUGAUCCUCCACUUCUGACUCCAUCAAGACUUUAAGCACAGAUUUUCAUCCUGCACAGUGAAGGUCUGAUGCUGCCCUAAGAUGUCCACUGGUGCUUGCUUUAGGGUAGAACUUUAUACUUUUCACCAAGCAAGCAUAAUGAUUGGAAUAUUGGUCUCAGUUUUUUGCAACAGAUGUCGAAAAUGGAUGCUUUAGAUGUUUUGGAAAGCGAGAUUUAUAUAAAUGGGAAGAUGAUAGCUGGGUUUUUUUUAUAGUUGUAUUCUUUAAGAAGGAAAUAAUGCUUAUUAAAAGCAGAAUUUAUUUGCUCUAGGAUAUUAGUCAUAAAAACACAUGCUGAUAGCUUGGAGGGCUUUAAGCCAGCCUUUUAUAUGUUUGAGGAUAUGCAUUCAUUGCUGUUCACUAGAGUUUUUAAAAAAAUCUGUUAAAUGUGCAAUCCUAUGUAUGUGUAGACAGGAAAAAAAGUCCUACAACUCCCAGCAUUCCCCAGCCAGCAAGGGUUGCUGGGAGUUGUAGUCAUGUUCUGUCAAAAUUUGCCUAGGAUUGUGGCCUAAGAGAGUAAUCCUAAGGGUUCAGAGGGUGUCUUUUAUCUUUGCAGGGGCUUCUGGUUAAUCUGCGCUUCCAGUUGGAGGAUUGGGACGUUAAGUAGGUGGGAGUUGCUGGUAGCAGAGAUGCAAGGACAUGCGAGCCAAUUUAGCUGGUUUUUGAAAAGAGAGCAGAACGAGGACACAAGAGUAAUAGAACAGUUUCCUGGGAGCUGGGGAAGUAAGGAUCAGAAACAAAAGAAAAGGUAGGAAGCACGAGGACUAGCAGUUUAAAUGUUACUGAAGAGGAGAUGACCAGAACCUAGGGCAGGGCUUUCAGCUCUUAGUGCAAAUAAUCUUUUGGGAAAUGUAAGAGAGUGAAUGUAAGGAGCCAACAUUAGCCUGGAUACGUGGAGAAUAAGAAAAGGGAGACAUGGGGAACAGCCCCCCGAUUGCGUGUCCAGAUGACAGCCUUUGUGGUCAGUAAUGUGGUUAAUGCAGAAAAGAACCAUAUCUGGCUAGGCUCUCUCUGCCAGUCACAAGAACUUUCCUAAGGGUGUGCACAGGAAGUAUUUCUAUAUUCAUCUUUCCCAAUGCUGCUGCUACAGACACAUCUUGCCUGCAGAUUUUGGAAUACACACAGAGUGUUUUUGUACUCGGUAAGACACGAGGUCCAUCUAGCCCAGCAUCUUGGUCAACCAAGUGCCUUCAGGACGCCCGCAAGCAGGGCAUGAGAGCAAUCUCACUUUCCUCUUUUUCCCCCUCUCACCUGCUGUUGAGUGGCACUUUAACCUGGAGGUCACCUGUAGUCGAUUUGAUUACCAGCCAUCCACAGACAUUAACCCCCCUACAUAAGUGUGGCUGCCCCUGCUUAGGCUAGUGACCCUGGGCCAUCUUGCAGCAGUGAAAUUGCACAAGAAUUGUUGCAAUGUGCACAGAAGCAUUUUCUUUUGUCACGAUGUUGAAUGACUCCCAGGUGUAGUAUUACGAGAGGAGAAAAGCCAUGUAACAUGUCCACCAUGUAACAUUGUAUAAUUUUCUAUUAAGUCCUAGCUUUGAACAGCUUUGCCUCAUUGCUCAUCCCAUCACACAUAUUUGUGAUUCCUAGUUUACUGAAGGGAGCUGGUAUUUGAAAUUUUAUUUUCUUCGGAAUCCAUGUUGGGAGUCCAUUCUAAAGUACACCUUGCUACUUAUCCAGUGAUAAACCCAGAAACAGAGCGGGAAGGGGCUGUUGAGGCCAACCCCCUGGUUAUUGUAGGAAUCCAGUUCAAAGCAGCCCUGACUAAUGGCUCUUGAGUCUCUGAAUAGCUGCUAGUGACAGGGGGACCAUUCCUUUCCUAUGCUGUUGGUUCCAUUGCCUGACUGUCACAAACUUCUGCCUGAUGUUCAGCCAAAAGUGAACAUAAUUUGCACCUAUUAUUUGAUCUCGAACAGCCUUGGAUGAUAAAGAAGAACUACAGCCCCGAAGAUCCUCACUUCUUGCUAGUUGGAAUUUUUGAAACUGAAUCGCCCUCUUUGUGAUUUCGGCUAUUCCAGACAUGAUGCCUAAAAAUCCUAAACAAAGUUCCAGUGCGAAGUCACAGAAGUGAGGCUUCUUUUCAUUCCGAGUGCAUCCUGAGGCCGUUGUUUCAGUUUUCCUUAUAAUGCUCAAUAGACUUUCUUCCUCCCCGCCUGCGAAACCCACCAUUGUGAUUCAUUUGGUGCCAAAAUAACCUAUUUUGUACUUGUACGAGUCGCAGCCAUUAUGGGAAUAAUGGCGAGGAAAUGAGGUUCAGUCGGGUGUUGUUGUUUUUUUUGGAAAUAAAAAUGCAUACACAGCUUAAAUUAACAGUAAGUGUUCUCUAAUGGUAUUGGCACCCAGAGGCACUAAUUAAGGGUUAAAAUCACACAAGACGCCCAAUUUGGGGGCUUAAUUGCUCUCCAGUUCGUGCGUCAUUCCCUGUGUUCGGAAAGAACGAGGUGAUGGUGGCAGCCAUGGAGGGGGGGCUUGCUUUAUAAACACAUUGUUGGAAAAUGUGUGCCCCUCCCCAUCUCUAAAAAGUACAAAAUAUAACUUGAAUGCAGGUGUAGCUUGUAGCAGGAUCGGAUCA
Messenger RNA from Varanus komodoensis (Komodo dragon), 3057 nucleotides. Its product is annotated as centromere protein S-like. The transcript has 5 exons. Gene Ontology annotation, biological process: resolution of meiotic recombination intermediates; replication fork processing. The record is from RefSeq and is a predicted model, not a curated record. Gene Ontology annotation, molecular function: protein heterodimerization activity; chromatin binding. Gene Ontology annotation, cellular component: Fanconi anaemia nuclear complex; FANCM-MHF complex. The coding region runs from base 1 to 450 and encodes 149 amino acids. NCBI's taxonomy places the organism in Eukaryota, Metazoa, Chordata, Lepidosauria, Squamata, Varanidae.